GCACUGGCCGCCGCCUCCGCCGGAGCCGCAACCCGGCUCAGCUGCCCCGGCCGCGCCGCUGCUGCAGUCAUGGCUGCUGACGGGGUGGACGAACGCUCGCCUCUGCUGUCAGCAUCCCAUUCGGGAAAUGUCACUCCCACGGCCCCACCGUACUUACAAGAAAGCAGCCCCAGAGCGGAACUCCCACCUCCAUAUACAGCCAUUGCUAGUCCAGAUGCCAGCGGCAUUCCAGUAAUAAACUGCCGUGUGUGCCAGUCUCUGAUCAACUUAGACGGCAAGCUUCACCAGCAUGUGGUUAAGUGCACGGUUUGCAAUGAAGCUACGCCAAUCAAAAACCCCCCAACAGGGAAGAAAUAUGUUAGAUGCCCUUGUAAUUGUCUCCUCAUUUGUAAGGACACAUCUCGGCGAAUAGGAUGUCCGAGACCCAACUGUAGACGCAUAAUUAACCUUGGCCCAGUAAUGCUUGUUUCUGAAGAACAACCAGUUCAACCUGCAUUGCCAAUCCAGCCAGAAGGUACAAGAGUCGUAUGUGGGCACUGUGGAAACACAUUCCUGUGGAUGGAACUGAGGUUCAACACUCUGGCAAAAUGCCCACACUGCAAAAAAAUUUCUUCAGUGGGUAGUGCACUUCCACGAAGACGCUGCUGUGCAUAUGUUACCAUUGGAAUGAUAUGUAUUUUCAUUGGAGUGGGAUUAACUGUUGGCACCCAAGAUUUUGCAAGGCGAUUUCGUGCAACCUAUGUUUCUUGGGCAAUUGCUUAUCUCUUAGGUUUGGUCUGCCUUAUCCGAGCUUGUUAUUGGGGAGCCAUAAGAGUGAGUUAUCCAGAACACAGUUUUGCAUAAGCUUGUUUAUGAUUCAGUGAUGCAGGUCAGAAUAUCUGGCAGUUCUUGAUAAGCUAUUCUGGACAUCUUUAAAUCAUUUAUCCUAAUGGAUUCUAUUCUGAUUUAUGUAUCAAGUUUCACGACUUGGGGAGUCUUUUAUGAACAAAUGCUCAUUGCACUACAUUAUAUGCAAAUAGUUUGUUUUGCUGCUAGAUUUUCAAGCUCUGAGUAAUAAAGCUGUGUUUUCAUGUUUUUUACAUCUCUUAAAGAUAUUUUUGGAUUUGUCACUAAACAUUACAUAUAACAUCACCUUUUCAUUAUUUUUAAAUCAGUUAUUCCAUUACUUGCUGAUCUGUGGGUAUUCCCAAGAAGUGUUUAUAAAUGUUUCUACAAUAGCUUCACAUUUAUACUCACAUUUUUAAUUAAACAUUAUCAAAAUUGCUUGCUUUAAAAUCUCAGCAAUAUGCAUUUUGCUUGAACUGCUUACUGUAACUUUAACCUAAGAUCAUAAUGACCUUAUUCAGGAAAAAAAAUUGAGUGUACCUUCAAAGACUUGACAUUCUUGUCAGAUAAAAACCAUUUCUAGAUACUGUAUGCUUGUUUUUUGUUGUUUGUAGAAAGAUACAAUAUUUUGGUAGUAAUUUAAAAUACAAGAAUGAAAAUAUUUAUUUGUCCACAGUUGGAGAUAAUGUUGGAUAAAUGUUUUUUCUCAAAGAUCGCAAGACUUUUGUCUUUCAUUUUUGUCUGUUUUUUAAUUUAACAAUUAUAAAAGUACUGGUCUAGAUUUAUGAAAUUUAAUGUUAAUCACUGUAUGUAUUCCUUUAUCGAGCCUGGAGGAAGCAUUUCACAUAACAUGUUUUAUAAUACUUAACCAUUUAAACAAAGGUAUAUUUACAUUGCCAUCCUUUUCAUUAGAUCAUGGUAGAUUUUUCUUAAUGGGAUAAUUAUGGACUACUUAUAUGUGAAAGGAGCCUAUGACAUUUACACUAGCCAAAAUGUUGAAAUUAGAGGUAGUUACUUUUACCAUUCUUCUCAAAUAUAGCUGCUCAGAUAAUUACCCAAUUUAUUCAAGAAAAUAGAUCGAAGACAAAAAGCAACAUAGUUUUCUAAGAAUUCACUAGGAUUUAAGGAAUCAGCUGUCACACUGCCCAUCUUUGCAGUUUUGAAAAAGAAAUAGCUUAAUUAAGAAGUAAUGUUCUAAAGCUUUAAUGUAGUAGAAUUAGAUAAUGAGAUGAUCUGAGUAAAUUAAUUGGCUAUUCCAGGGAUAAGAAUAAUAUUUUAAUUACUUAUGUUCCUGAUUAGUAUAAAACCGUACUCAUCAGAGAGUUUGGAGCAAAAUACAUGUAAACUUCAAAGAGCAAAUGAUAAAUGUAUAAAUGCAGUAGCUCAGGAUUAUAUGUACCUUUGAAAAUACACUAAUAAAGAUUAUUGUUCAAAAA
Molecule: messenger RNA, 2261 nt
Organism: Ceratotherium simum simum (southern white rhinoceros)
Lineage: Eukaryota; Metazoa; Chordata; Mammalia; Perissodactyla; Rhinocerotidae
Gene: PIP4P2
Product: phosphatidylinositol-4,5-bisphosphate 4-phosphatase 2
Biological process (GO): phosphatidylinositol dephosphorylation
Cellular component (GO): phagocytic vesicle membrane; lysosomal membrane; late endosome membrane
Molecular function (GO): phosphatidylinositol-4,5-bisphosphate 4-phosphatase activity
Source: RefSeq, a predicted model, not a curated record